Messenger RNA from Haplochromis burtoni (Burton's mouthbrooder), 10646 nucleotides. It is a transcript of the gene pkn1a, whose product is annotated as protein kinase N1a. The record is from RefSeq and is a predicted model, not a curated record. The transcript has 23 exons. Lineage: Eukaryota; Metazoa; Chordata; Actinopteri; Cichliformes; Cichlidae. Gene Ontology annotation, biological process: protein phosphorylation; signal transduction. Gene Ontology annotation, molecular function: ATP binding; protein serine/threonine kinase activity; small GTPase binding. Bases 6358 to 9219 code for a protein of 953 amino acids.
CACUUCAGCAGGAGUCAGCCUCGUGUGGCAUUAGAGGAACUACACAGGGUUCAGUUUUCAGUCCUAAAGGUUGCCACGUGGGUUUUCCCUUUAACAAAGCUAAGAGUAAUAAGUUAACAUACAUGACUCGUGAAAUGCUGCUCUUUUGGCCCUUAUAGAUAGUCAUCAUCUGUUGAUUAAAAUAGUUAUGCGUUUCCUUGUUGAGUGUAGAGACUGAACCACUGGUGCUAUCUCAUACUUAUAUAUAUUUUUUAUUUCUUUAUGAAAUGCUUCCUGAAGCGUAUCGUUCUUCUUCCUCUUCUCUCUUCUUCCUCCUCUAUUAUUAGCCCAUCUGUCCUUCCUCUAUCACGACAGAACAGGCGUCCAGUCAUUUUUUUCUUUUUUAAAAAUGGCAUUCUCACUUCUCAUCAUGUUUGCCAGGCCACUCUGAAAAGGGUGCGCUAUGACCACGAGAGUACACCAAUCCCACCCUCUACAAUAACAUCACGUUGUCAGCCUGAACUGGGCUGAGCUGUGUGGCCUUGCUCCCCAGGAGACAUGUGGUCAUGUUUCACUGGAACCUGACGUGGUGGGGUUUGGUUUUUUUUUGCUUGUUUUGAGUGUCUGUGUCUGUGCACUCAAAGUGAAUAUCUGUCCUCCUAUUUUUGCCUGGCACCGCCUUUCCCUGACCUCUGUGUGGACACUCUCUCUGAACUGACUGGUCAUUAUCGCUCACUUGGAAAACUCCAGCCAUUGUAUCACACUGGAGAAAAUAUGCGUGUUGGAGAAAAUGGGCAAGGCUCAUCCUCAUGACAACUUAACACAGCGAAGACUUCUUUGAAGCGUCAAAAUUUCCAUGUUGCAGGGUUACCAUUUGUCCAGAAUAUUAACAGACACCUAAAGUCUGCAUAAGAAUAGAAUAGAAAGACUCUCAGAGCCAUGUCUUUCCUCUGUGUGGACACUAUCUCUGAACUGAGUGGUCGUUAUCACUCAGUUGGAAAACUCCAGCUAUUGUACUCACAGUGGAGUACAUGCACACACCAAAAAAAAACCCUGCACUCUACCCCGAUCCUGCCUUGUCCAUCUCCGUCCAGCCCUAGGCUCCUCUGUGCUGCUCACACAGUCUGAUUGAAUUAACCUCGCUUGGUGCCGUUAUCUAUUGAAUUAGCCCGUCAUUGCUUCCCUGGACACUGCAGCUGUAUGUUCCUCCCUGGGCUAGUUCACUAACAAGCUGCACGAGGUGAGUCAUUCAUGUCCCUUAGCUGUCGCCGUCUUUGCACUGCUACACAGGGGUCAACAGAUGGAAAGUGACGUUGUUUUUUGGACUGUAUCGGCUUUCUUUCACCGUGACCAUUAUGACUCACUUGGUGCUUCCUCUUUGUGCUGCCUACAUAUGUGUGUCAGAUCGCAUUAUUCAGACAUCUGAAUGCUGCUGACAUGUCUUUAGCAGAUGUUGUGCUGGAAGGUAACAAGUGGCACAUCCUGAAGCCUGCUGGUCUGAGGGUUGAUUGUUUUAAGACUGAAUAUUUAUUUCUUAAAAAUAAGAACCAAUUUCAGAGUAAAACCGGUAAAAAGUCAUCCAUACAUUUAUUUUCUGUUAGUAUUGCAACUCUCUCUCCUCCCUGGUAUGGACAAAAGUCAGUCGUUCGCCUCAAAACGGUUCAAAAAAGUUUUUACUGACAACAUCACAUCGCCCCAGCCUAGUCGCUUCUCUCCGUUAACUUCCUUUGCAGAGUCUGGUGCUGCGAAGCAGGUCCAAAACAACUCCUGUGGACGCUACCAUCCAAACAUCACCUUCUUAAACACACACAGAAAUAGAGACCCAAGUGAAAUGAAGAUAACAUAAUACCAUAAAUAAAUUUUUUUGAUUUAAUUUCAUAUUGGCAGUGCAAAUUAUCUUAAGAUGGCAAAACAAUAGGAUUUAUUGCAGUUUUUGUGACAAUAUACAGUCCAAAAAAUAGUUAUUGCUAUGAGUCCCUUUAAUGUGAAAGAAAAGACAGAAAAAGUAUGGCCAUAGUUACACAACAUUAAAGAAUUCAGCGCGUCACAAAAGCAUUGAGCUAAGAUACAGUCUAAUGUAACCUUUGGAGAAACUACAACCAAACUUAUAGACCAGAUACAGUUUACAUCAAAAGGAGGAAAUUUGAGCUUUAGAGCUUCUACUUUAACAUAAUGACAAUUGUAUUUAAACAGUGUGCCUUAAAACUAAGCGCACAGUGAGAGGAAACUAAAGGUCGCUGCUCUCCUAGUUUUGUGUUACUGAAAAUGAGAAGAUAGUGGUCGUUCUAAUCUCUUAAAAUUCUCUUCGUCACUGAACAAUCUCUGCUCGGAUCAGAAACUUGUUCAAGAAAACCAAAGCAGCCACCAGAUGUCUUGCAGUCCAACGCUUGUCUCUGCUGCCUUGUUAUGUAGCCGCAUUUUUAAGGAGGUACACAUCAAAAGCAGCGCAGUGAAUCAAGCUUUAUUUGUAACAUGACUCCAUUUUAUUGGCAUCUCUGCCCAAAAUUGGGGAUAACAGGAGAGUAUAUGCAAAGUAGGAGAACUUAAACAGCCUCCCUCUGGCUCAGUUACACAAUCACUUCACCAUCUCACUGAUAAUCACUUGAUAGUGAGGAACAGCACAAACACAGCAAUGCACGAUUACUCAAACACUUCAGCCUUUUUUUAGCAACAGCAGAUCAUCUGCUGGAAAUAAAGCAAACGUUUAGUCUGUUUUUUUGUUUGUGUGUUUGUUUUUACAGCUGCAGGUGUGGAUUACGUGCAUAUAUGUAUACAACGAGGUGGAGACGCAAAUGUAGACGUGGAGGAUUGUGUCGUGUUAAAGUGACGUCUUGGCAUCAAUGAGCUUUCUCCUCGUCUUCAUCAGUCACUCUGGAUUAAGAGGGGUCACAGCCUUAGAAUAACAGCCGCCACCCAGAAGGCUCAUAUUUGCUCAUAAAGACAAGAGUCUCUGCUUUAAAAAGUCAACACUUCCUUUCAAAGAUGGUCUUUGGUGAUAUUAAGAGCAGCGCUGCGUGAUUAGUGGUAAAGUUAUAAAUGUCUUUAUUUUGGUUUACAGCCUUUUUACUUGCUGUUUUUAAUGAUAUCGCAUAGAACUCACAGAUGUGACUGCUUUAACUUUUAUUGUGCUUGAGGUGUUAUGCAGUUAUUUUUUAGAUUGUAUAGAUUUAUCCAACCACUUCACAAACACUCGGGAUUAUCAUAGUAUGGCCUGCUAGUCUUUAUUAGCCCUUGGUAAUGUUUCAUGUGGUCCUCAGGCAUGACAAAGAAGAAAAUGACAUUGCUGUACAUUUUAAUAAUCCACAGUUCAUGUCAAGCAAUGAAAUGCCAGCACAGAAUAUCGUAACAGUGUAUUUUUCUUCAGUUUUAACUUAUUUUUAUAAAAAAUGAAUCAUAACAGACUAAAGCUUACUGACAAAUGCAGUCAAAGUCCCUCUUUUCCAAUUAAAGGAAGCAAUUAUAUUAAAUUUAGACAGAGAUGAGUCAACUUUAUGUGGACACACAGACAAAUUGCAAAAUCACAGAUAAUUAGUCCCGUCUGCACUCAGGUUCUCCCAAUAUGACAAAAAAAAAACAUUUUUACACGCUUCCCUAAAUAGAAAUCAUAGAAUCCAGUUAAAACACUUCAUCGUUAGUCAUCAUUAAAGGCCCGUCACUGCUGACCUCAUGACUUUGGUUGUUGUGAUUGCUAUCAGUGACUGCUUACAGAAGGGCACCUAAUGAGCUGCAUUCAUUUUUGCUGUGGCAAAGUGAUGUCAGCAUGCUAAUAGCAUACUCUUGCCUUUCUGUGUUCUUGCAUCCUGUUUUUCACUCACUCUGUUAUAAGCUAGAUGCAAAUGAUUUAUUAAACAGGAAAGAUUUUAAGUUUUAAAGAGUAAUAUGUCCACUUAGUUUGGAUUGCUCCAACUAAGAAGUGAAAGGCAGUUCUACUCCUUGGUCUUAUGCAGUUUUGAUCACAGGUUUAAAUAUGAAUGUCAUGAUAAUUUUGUGCUUUUCUUUGAACUGUUCUUUUUCAGGUGCGGAAUGAUUGUACAGCAUAGAUCUUUAAUAACUUAACUAAAAAAUAAGUAUUGGGUGCACAAGUUUGAAUUUAUCUUGCAUUUUCUCUAAUCCACACAGGGUCAAAACUAUACAUUCAGGCUCAAAUACAUUAGUGUACCUUCACUUAUGUUUGGUUAAAUGACCCUUAGCAAGUAGUACCAUGACCAAUCUCAUUUGUUUGUGGCAUAAUUCUGGCUGAAUAUUUGACCACUUUUCCAGGCAGAAUCAGUAGAGUUCAUUCAAACUCAUCCAACCUCCACCCUGUUGGUUUCAACAGCUUUGGGAACGCCGUUCCAGGCGCUUAAUGUUAGCCUGCUUUAUCCAUUCAAAACCAGUUUUGAUGUGUUUGGGACCAUUGUGGUGUUGGGACACCCAGCUAUGUCCAAGUUUCAACUAUCUAGAUGUUGAUUUGAGGUGAAGUUCUUCUCCAUUCUUAUCCCAUUCACUUUGUGUGAUGUGCCCCUAGAACCGCUGGCAGCAAAGCGGCCUCUGAGCAUGAUGCUACCACAACCAUGCUUGAUGGUUGGGACAGUGCUAUUAGGUUUGAAAGUGUCACCUCUAUUUCAAAUAUAGCUCUUGUCAUUUUGGCAAAAUAGCUCAAUUCUUGUUGCAUCCUUGACCACAAAACACCCUCUCAGUCCAUGGUGAUGGAAAACUGAUUUCACUGUGCACAGUAACGUUGGUGUUGCAGCAGUUUCCAGUUCAUGGCAGGCUUGGGCUUUGGGCAAACCCGAGUGGUUCCUGAACAUCCUUGCAGAUCGUGGCUUCUUCCGGGUCUUGGCAAAGUGGUGACACCUCUGAAUAACUUACAUACACUUGUUUGAACUGAUGAUCUUGGAAUCUGCAAUUGUUUAGAAAGGGCUCCAAGUUACUUUCUCAACUUGUGUAAAUCUACAAUUCUCCUCCUUAGAUCUUUACUGAGUUUCUUGGACUUACAUUUCAAACCUGUGCACCCAAUUCUUUUCUUAGUUGUCAGUGUCAUUAAAGAUGUAUGCUGUACAAUCAUUCCACCCUGGAAAAAAAGAGCAGUUCAAAGAAAUCAUUAAAAUCCCCAAAUUACCAUGACAUUCAUUCCCAUGAUGAGUGUAUAUAAUCUGAAUUAUACUGACACACAUCCACUGAUGAGUAAUGGCGUGUUUUGUAUACCAAAAAUCGUCUGUUUCAAGGUUGUAAUUUUCAUAAUUACAUUCUCUUAAAUGUGGUUGUAGUGGGUAAGCUAUCAGCCGAUCAUCAUGCAGCAGGAAACGAGUCAUAGAAUAACAGGACUCACAGCACUGUGGCCAAGCCUCAAAACUCAACAACAGCACGGGGAGACGAUCAAAACUCGGCAUGUUUUUGUUUCUUCUGAGACCACCGGGCUACAAAUCACAGCUAUUUGUCAGAUAAUCCUGUAUCUCAAAACUGAUAUUGUACAACAUGACACAGACUACUCACUCUGUGUCUUAUAGUUUAAAGGAUCAUCAAGGUUUUUCCUGCCCUUUGGAAGUUUUUGCCAAUAACCAAAGGAAAAUCCCUUUCUCCUUCCUAAUGCGGUCAUAAAAUCAUUUACUAACUGGUUCUAUUUAUUAGAGUUUCAGCGUAAUAGACAUUUUGCUUGUCAUGUGGUCAGACCUACAGGACAAUGCAUCAAUUUCUUCUAAAUAAGGCUGAUUAUGAGUCAGCCAUAGUUCUAAUAAUGUUGGAGUCCACCCACUGUGGCUUCUAUAGCGAUGUUAUCAUAUUUUAAGAAGGCUUUCUAUAAGCGAUGGGGAAUCACCACUGGGGUUUGUAGAUGUCGAGCCCAAAGGAAAUGGGAGGUCAAGCAGGCAGCAGUAAUGCGUCCAAACCUUACUCUCUGGCUCUGAUCCCAUACUUAGAAAACGCAUCCUUCCCCCUGUUUCCGCCCUUAAGAUCAUAUCAACCAUCAAAUUAAGAGUGUUUAAAAAAAACAUAGCUGUCACAAACUCACUUCUAGCCAGAUCAGAUUAAGCAGUGAACUUAAUGGCUUUGUGUCACAGAUACAAUAAUAAUUGACUAAAGCUUUAACAGGGAGAAUGCAUUCUUUAUGUGCUGAGCCGCGACCCUCUUCUGUGUCUCACUCGCCACUGACAGCAGCAAAAUCGCAGAGGAAACAGGAAAGGCCUGAGCAGCUUGGUGUUGGGACGGAUAUCCUCUUUUGGAGGCGUUCCCCCUCCUCCCUCACUUAACUCUCCUUCUCUUUAUCUCUUUUUAUCGUUUUUCUCCCCUUAGCCCUUGUCGCACUCUGUGUGGCAUUAACAGUUUGGCGGAGCUCAGAAGCGUACCGCAAGGUUUUUGCUCCUCUGUAGAUUAUUUGGGACGUCAAAAUCCGAGGGAAUUAUGUGUUGGCAUGGUGACGAGGAGGAUGAGGACAGCUCUGAGAGUGACCCAGGCGGGCUGUCGGUUCUGGAGCAGCUUGGUCUGGACCAAAACUCGGACUUCUCGGACUCCAGUGUUCAGCAGCUUCUGGAUGAGCAGCGGGAAAGGAUCCGUAGGGAAAUUCGCAAGGAGCUGAAGAUCAAGGAGGGAGCCGAGAACUUGCGCAGAGCGACGACUGACAAGAGGAAUGCACAGCAGGUGGACAGUCAGCUGCGCUCUUCAAACCGCAAGUUGGAGAACCUGCAUGCUCAGCUGCAGGAACUGGACGCUCAUAUUGUGGUGAAGGGAGGAGAAGAGAAUCGAGAUGAGUGUCCUCAGUCUCCGGGGGCUGAGAGUCGUACGUCAGCCCACAAGGAACGCAUCGCAGCCCUGGAGAGACAGCUCAACAUUGAGCUCAAAGUCAAACAGGGAGUUGAAAAUAUGAUCCCUGUUUACUCCAAUGGAUCCACCAAGGAUAAGAAGAUGCUGCAGACGGCACAGCAGAUGCUUCAGGACAGUAAGACCAAGAUCGACAUCAUCCGCAUGCAAAUUCGAAAAGCUGUUCAGGCCACGGAGCAUAAUGACGACACACAGGGUAACCAAGACGUGUGCGGGAUGGAGCUGCGUAUCGAAGAGCUGAGACAUCACUACAGGGUGGAGCAUGCUGUUGCUGAGGGGGCCAAAAACGUCCUCAGGCUCCUGGGGGCCAGCAAAGUUCAGGACAAGAAAGCUCUGUCUGAGGCACAGUCUCGUCUGAGCGAGGCUUCCCAGCGUUUGGACCUGCUGAGAGAUUCUCUUGACCAACGCCUGGCAGAGCUGCCAGAGGACCAUCCAAAGGCCAGCAUCAUCAAAGAGGAGCUGGUCUUGGCCUCCUCACCUGCCUUCAGCUCCCGCCACGGCGCCCCCUACCUUCAAAACCAGUAUACUACCCUCAGCAAGCCAUCGCCUCUCACUGGUACAUUACAAGUGCAGCUGCUGGGCUGUGUUGGGUUACUAGAGGUGGUCCCAGGGCGCAAUAAAGGGACACCUCUCAUGCUGCCCUGCUACAGCCCCGGAGACACGCGGUCCUUCAUGAGGGGCAGCAAGGGGCUCUACGGACGCAGUGGCUCCGUCAGCGGGAAGACGCCAAGCAAGACAGAGGAGCUCUCCUCUGAGGUGAGUGCGGUGCUGAAGCUGGAUAACACAGUGGUGGGUCAGACUGCUUGGAAGACUGUGGGAGAGCAGGCCUGGGACCAGACGUUCACUGUGGAGCUUGAAAGGUCGAGGGAGAUGGAGAUCGCAGUUUACUGGAAGGACUACCGCUCGCUGUGCGCUCUUAAGUACCUGAAGCUGGAGGAGUUCCUGGACAACCAGAAGCACAGAGUUCAGCUGGAGCUGGAGCCUCAGGGCCUGCUGCUGGCUGAGGUGACCUUCUUUAACCCGGUUAUUGAGAGAGUCCCGCGCCUGCGGAGGCAGAAGAAAGUCUUUUCUAAGCAACAAGGCAAGGCGUUCCUCCGGGCUCGUCAGAUGAACGUGGAUAUCGGAACGUGGGUGAGGCUGCUUCGAAACGCCAUCCCCACCGUCAACAACUCAGGAACCUACAGUCCCAACGCACAAAGCCUCACACUCAACUCUGGGGAGAUCUCAGUGGAAAAGUUGAGUCUGGACAGCGACUCUCCAAUAAGAGGCGAUUACAAGAGAGACAUGGACAUUAACACUCCAGUGAGACCGAUGGAGCGAGAGGAAACCCGGGAGUUAGGGGAGGACCAACAUCUAGUCAUCGAUCCCCUCUCCCCCCGAGGCCUCGCCCCUGAGUCCCCUGUCCGAACCCAUUCAGUUAGCAGCAAGCAGAAGAAAGGUCCGCUGUCCCUCCAGGACUUCAGGCUCAUUGCUGUUUUGGGUCGUGGACACUUUGGGAAGGUGUUAUUGUCCGAGUACAAGAAGACCGGCACGAUGUAUGCCAUCAAAGCCCUGAAAAAAGGAGAUAUCGUUGCUCGGGAUGAGGUGGAUAGUCUGAUGUGCGAGAAGCGCAUCUUUGAGAUCGUCAACAUGUCGCACCAUCCCUUCCUGAUCAACCUGUUUGCGUGCUUCCAGACACCAGAGCACGUGUGUUUUGUUAUGGAGUACACAGCAGGAGGCGACCUGAUGAUGCACAUCCACACAGACGUCUUCACAGAGCCACGGGCCGUGUUUUACGCAGCCUGUGUGGUUCUCGGACUUCAGUUCCUCCACGACCAUAAGAUUGUGUACAGAGAUCUCAAGCUCGACAACCUGCUGCUAGACACAGAUGGUUAUGUGAAGAUCGCUGACUUUGGACUCUGCAAAGAAGGAAUGGGUUUUGGUGACCGGACCAGCACCUUCUGUGGGACUCCGGAGUUUUUAGCCCCCGAGGUCCUGACAGACACGUCUUACACCAGAGCUGUAGACUGGUGGGGCCUGGGGGUCCUCAUCUAUGAAAUGCUGGUGGGAGAGUCUCCUUUCCCAGGGGAUGAUGAAGAGGAGGUGUUUGACAGCAUUGUGAAUGAUGAAGUCCGCUACCCACGCUUCCUCUCCACUGAGGCUAUUGGCAUCAUGAGGAGGCUGUUAAGGAGGAACCCAGAGAGAAGGUUGGGAUCUGGUGAGAAGGAUGCAGAGGAGGUGAAGAAGCAGCCAUUUUUCAGAAGCAUGGACUGGGAGGCGCUGCUGCAGAAGAAGUUGCCCCCUCCCUUCGUCCCGUCCAUCGGCGGCAAAGAAGACGUCAGUAACUUUGACGAGGAGUUCACCACGGAACCUCCGACGCUCACGCCUCCACGUGAGCCCCGUGCGCUCUCCCGCAAAGACCAGGACAGUUUCCGGGACUUUGACUACGUCUCUGACCUCUGCUAGUGGACCCGAAGCCAACAGAUCUCGAGGAACGUUGGAUUUCGACGACUUCGUGACAGUUUCAGCCAGAGCACAGAGAUAUGUCUCAAGCUGACUGUCCGUGCUCGUCUGUCGCUUCUUGUUACACUGUGAAUGAAUGAAACUGAAGACGAAGAGACUGUGUUUUGUGUGUCUGCAGAGUUUUAAAGAGCAUGGACUGAGCAAAUGAAAGCCUGGACAGAAAUUAGUUGGGGUUAUAAUGGUUUAUCACAAACAAAGGCCCCCCUUUCCAGUCAUUGUACGAAACUGCAGUGGGUUUUGUAUCUUGCAGACUUUCGUCUUAGUCGUCUUAGACGUCUUAGACGUCUCGGCAGUCGCCAGUGCAGCUGUGAGAGGAGGAGCUUGCUGUAUUUUUGUACUUUUGACUGUUUAGGGGUUGCUCAGUGGCCUCUCAUACCAAUGCCUUACAUUUAUACUUGUAUUUGUUCCACAGAAAAAAAGCAUUUUGUUUUACUUUGUGGCCCUUUGUGUACAGCAGCAGGGCGAGGAGGGAUACAGUGUGCUGCAGAAACUCCUCUAUGUUUUUGGAAGAGAAAAAAAAGACACUCAGAGCUGAUACCCAUCAGUCUUUUGACUGCUUUUAGGUGUAUUAUUAGUUAACUAAUGGGUAAAGAACCACUGUCCUGCUUCGCUGCAGUGGACCUUCCUUUGGAUGUCCACCAACUACUUUUUAAACUUGGGUUGCUCGGAUUUUACAAGAGCAGUUGACUCGUCCUUUUUAGUUGAAUGUUUGGGUUUUAGGAAGAAUUUGAUAUAAAUGUGUAGCACACACACACACACACACACACACACACAUAACCGUCAGCAUAAAAGCUUUGAGGAAAACAUUUAUUAUUCCAAAAGCAAAAAUCUGAACACUAAACUGUGAUGUACAAGUAAUAAACUGCUCUUUAUGGGUUUGGAGACACGUUCAUCCAGUCACCUGAGUGCUACCAGAGUUUUGUGAACAUGAAGUAAGUGAUUUCCCUCCGAGGCGAUUAAAUCUUUAACCUCACUGGCUGUAAAAGUUGUUUUAGUGUCUGUUUUCGGCGCUUAAGCCCUGACAGGUUACGCUCUGGCUGCUGCGGUCGCUGUGGCGGUUUCCGAAACUUGUUGAUGUCUAAGUACUUGUGGAAACUCUGCGGGGCGCCAUAAGCAAAACAAACAUGAGCUGCUUUUCCACAGUAGAGCCAAUUAGAGAGGCGAGAGCUGGCGUAGACCUCUGGUAAUACCUUUGAUGAUAUCUGUAGGAAAACCAUGAGCCAACAGUGAAAACCUGUGUAACACACAAGAGCAGUGGUUUGUUGUUAAGAUGUAUGUGCGGUGGUGUGGAUUUUACCUGUCUUGUGUACAACAGUACAGAACCAUGUGAGUAUGAGAUGACAUAUUUUAUAAAGAAAACCGUGAGUGAA